Molecule: messenger RNA, 5416 nt
Organism: Camellia sinensis
Lineage: Eukaryota; Viridiplantae; Streptophyta; Magnoliopsida; Ericales; Theaceae
Product: protein transport protein SEC16B homolog
Biological process (GO): Golgi organization
Cellular component (GO): ER to Golgi transport vesicle membrane; endoplasmic reticulum exit site
Source: RefSeq, a predicted model, not a curated record
UGUACCGUGACAUGUAUUCUUGGUGCGAAAACCAUGCUUUGUCUCUCUCUGGUUUCUCUCUCACCCUCUCGCAGAUAAUCGCAGGUAAGCCAUUCCUCUCUUUCUCUCCCUCCCUCCCAUGGAUUAUCACAUUUCAUUCUUCAUUCCAACUCGUUUUUAUCGUCUCUUGUUAUUGCAUUGAGAGAUCUUCGUUGUUUCGGUUCUUUCAUUGUUUAAUUCAACACUUGCAACAACAAAAAAAACCAAUGUCGAUGUUCUUCUUCGGAACGUGGUUUGUUUCAGAUGCUGAAUGCUAAUGUAUUUCCGGAAUUUAGGGUGCUUAAUCAAAUUCUUUGGUUUUAAUUGUAUUGUAAUUAGCAAGUGAAAAGGCAUUGAAGAAUUUGACAGUAAUUGUAAGUUUAGGUUUUAAUAUAGAUGGCUUCACCUCCAUUUCUGGUGAAGGAUCAGAUGGAUGAGAAUUUUUUUGAUAAACUGGUUGAUGAUGAUACUCAUAUUGCUGAAUCUGGCCCUAGUUUUGUAGAAAAUGAGGGUUCUGAUGAGGGAAAAGCAUUUUCAAACUUAAGUGUUGGUGAAUUUCAUGCUCCCAAAGUAGAUUCUGGUGGCAAUAUUGAUGGUAGGGUCGACAGCGAAAGGGAAUCUGGUAUUCAGGUUGUUUCAGCGUCCUCGGAUGGUCAUCAGGAAAAUUUAGUUACUGAGGACAGUGUUUCGCUGAAUCCCCAUAAUGUAGUUCAAUCAAAUGAUGUUGCCUUGGAGGCUAAUGGUGAAUUGGAGUCAAAAAACAGCAAUAAUAGUGCAUCAAGUGGAAUGGGUAUUAAGGAGGUCGAUUGGAGUGCAUUUAAUUCCGCUUCAAAACUUCAUGGUGGGAGUGGAACUGGGUCGUUCUCUGACUUUUUCAGUGAAUUGAAUGAUGGUUCAGGAGGUUUAAACGGAAAGGACAUAGGGAAUUCUGCAUCAAACAAUGUGGUUGGCGUUCCUGAUCCUAUGCCUGGUGAUUUAAGUUCAUUUUGUUCUGUACAGCAAAAAGAAGGUCAAUAUCAUGGGUCACAAACGGAACAGGCCAUUGAUGGGCAUGAUUUAAAUAGCAGUCAGUACUGGGAAAACAUCUAUCCAGGCUGGAGAUAUGACCCACGCACUGGGCAGUGGGAUCAGUUGGAAGGUUAUGAUGCAACUGUGAAUACCCAGGAGAAUUUUGAUGUCGAGUCAGCUGGUGAUGGUGUAGUUACAGAGCAAAGGUCAGACGCUUAUUAUUCUGACUCUGUUUUGGGCAGUGUGGCAGAGUGUACAACAGCCAGUGUUACUAACUGGAAUCACGCUUCACAACAGAAUCUGGUGUACCCAGACCAUAUGGUGUUUGAUCCCCAGUACCCUGGUUGGUGCUAUGAUACAAUUGCCCAAGAAUGGCGUCAAUUGGAGUCCUACACGGCAGCUAUGAAUCAGCCAACCAGUGUCUAUCAUAACCAGCAGAGUCAAGAUGGGAAUGUUACAAAAUGUGAUUUAUUGCCUGAAAAAAAUCAUAGCAUUCAUGAUAAAUUUGAUCAAAUUGGGAAGUUUGGUUCCCGAGCCCCAAGUAGCCAUGGCCAAGUUUUGGGUGGGUCUGGAUCCACGAGUAAUUACAAUCAGCAAAAUAGGAAUACAUGGAUAACAGCGUCACUUCCUAACAGCGGAGUUAUUAAUAUUAGUGAUAUCCAACAAUCACACGAUCCUUAUGUUUCCAGUUAUCAUGCAAACAAACCCCCUGAUCAACAAAAUCAACAUAUGUGGUUUAAACCGUCUGAAACAGCUACUUUACCCAAGCAGACGAGUCAGAGUUUUGGUACUGCUAAUAGCAUUUCUGGCUCUCAAACCUUUAUCCCUGCUGUAAGCUUCUCUCAGCAUAUUAAUCAGCAUAAGAGGGAGCCAAGCCAACAGAUGCAUUUCUCGCCUGCUUACUUUGAUAAUCAGAAAUCAACUAAUAUUUCACAGCAGCCACUUCAGAGUGGCACCCAAUUGCUUUAUGGCUCCACUGAGGGGAGGUCACCAGAUCAGCGGCCUCCACAUGCUCUGGUGACUUUUGGAUUCGGUGGAAAACUUAUAGUCAUGAAGGAUAACAGUUCUUUCAUGAAUUCAGCUUACGGAGGCCAGGACUCAGCUGGAGGUGUCAUUAAUAUUCUCAACUUGAUGGAUAUUGUGAUGGACAAAACUGAUGCUUCAAGCAUUGGAUCAGGAGCUUGUAGUUAUUUCUAUACAUUGUGUCAGCAAUCAUUUCCCGGCCCAUUGGUUGGUGGGAAUGUUGGAAGUAAAGAGGUGAAUAAAUGGAUUGAUGAGAAGAUUUCUAACUGUGAAUCUCCUGACAUGGACUACAGAAAAGGUGAACUUCUAAGGUUGCUCUUCUCUUUGCUGAAGAUUGCAUGUCAGUAUUACGGAAAACUUCGAUCUCCCUUUGGCACUGACCAAACAUUGAAGGAAAGUGAUUGUCCAGAAUCAGCUGUAGCUAAGCUCUUUGCAUCUGCCAAGAGAAAUGUUGGUGAAUAUGGUGCUUUUAGAGACUGCUUACAGAACCUGCCCUCUGAAGGAGAGAUUCAGGCUACUGCUUUUGAGGUCCAGAAGCUUCUGGUUUCUGGUAGUGUAAAAGAGGCUUUACAUUGUGCACAAGAAGGUCAAUUGUGGGGGCCAGCCCUUGUUCUUGCAGCUCAACUCGGUGACCAGUUUUAUGGUGAUACUGUGAAACAAAUGGCACUUCACCAGCUAAUUGUGGGAUCACCUUUGCGGACAUUAUGCCUUCUAAUUGCAGGGCAACCUGCAGAUGUAUUUUCCAAUACGACGAGCACUAGUAGUCUGCCUGGUGCUGUAAAUGCCUCUCAACAUUCUUCUGAGAUUGGAGCUAUUUAUAUGCUUGAUGAAUGGGAGAAGAAUUUAGCCAUCAUAACUGUAAACAGAACGAAAGAUAAUGAGUUUGUGAUCACUCAUCUUGGAGAUUGCCUAUGGAAGGAGAGGGGCGAGGUUACUGCUGCCCACAUUUGUUAUUUAGUUGCUGAAGCAAACUUCGAGUCAUAUUCAGACAGUGCACGAAUCUGUCUUAUUGGUUCAGAUCAUUUGAAAUUCCCGAGAACAUAUGCUAGUCCUGAGGCCAUUCAGAGGACAGAGUUAUAUGAAUAUUCAAAGGUGCUUGGAAAUCCACAGUUCAUUCUACUACCAUUUCAACCAUAUAAGCUUAUCUAUGCACAUAUACUAGCUGAAGUGGGAAAGGUGUCAGAUUCGUUAAAAUACUGUCAAGCUGUUUUGAAGUGUUUAAAAACUAGCCGGGUACCAGAAGUGGAUGCAUGGAAGAAUUUCGUAUCAUCUCUUGAGGAGCGGAUUAAAAUUCACCAGCAGGGUGGAUACUCUGUUAAUUUGGCUCCAGCAAAACUGAUGGGUAAAUUGCUGAACUUAUUUGAUAGUACUGCUCAUCGGGUUGUGGGAGGGCUUCCACCACCUGUACCAUCGGCAUCACAUAGUAGUGCUCAGCGCAAUGAAUAUGAUCACCAAAAAGUGGGCCCAAGGGUGCCUAACAGUCAAUCUACAAUGACCAUGUCUUCUUUGAUGCCUUCAGCAUCAACGGAACCGAUAAGUGAAUGGAAUAGUGGGAGCAAUCGACCGAAGCACAGUAGAAGCGCUUCAGAGCCAGAUUUUGGUAAAUCACCAAGAAAGGUAAGUUCUUCUGAGCAAGAAAAGGCAUCAGGAUUAGGUGCGUCUUCUCGUUUUGGUCGUUUUGGCUCACAGUUAUUCCAGAAGACCAUGGGGUUGGUAUUAAGAUCCCGCCAAGAUCGACAGGCUAAGCUGGGUGAGAAAAACAAAUUUUAUUAUGAUGAAAAGCUGAAGAGAUGGUUAGAAGAAGGCAUUGAAGCACCAGCUGAGGAAGCGACCUUGCCACCUCCACCAAGUAUAGCUUUCCAGAACAGAAUAGAAGGAUCUAAAAUUGAUAAUUCACAUUCUAAUGGCGGAUCAGAACAUAAAAACCCAAGUUCUUCUGAAUGGAAUUCAGAGGUCCCACCCAUUCCACCCAGUUCAAACCAGUUCUCUGCCCAUGGACGUGUGGGCGUUCGUGCAAGGUAUGUCGACACUUUCAACAAGGGUGGUGGAACCCCGUCAAGCAUAUUUCAGUCGCCUUCUCUUCCUUCUCCAAAGCCGUCAGUCGGUUCCAACGCCAAGUUUUUCAUCCCCACUACGGUGACCUCAGGAGAUGGGACGGUACAAACAGGAGAAAACUUGCAAGAAACCAUUGUCAACAGUGAAAAUCCCUCUGCAGCUGUUGCGAACAACAGUGCAUUGCCAUCUUCACCAAUGUCGGCAUCAUCAAUGGCAACAAUGCAGCGGAUUCCUAGCAUGGAUAACAUUACAAGAAGAACAGGAGCGAUGGUGAACUGUGAAAGCUCCAUUCCCCCACAUUCUCGACGUACAGCAUCUUGGAGUGGGAGCUUUUCCGAUACAUCUAAUCCGUCUAAAACGACUGAAAUAAAACCUCUUGGUGAGGCACUGGGUAUGCCUCCAUCUUUGUUUAUGCCCGGUGAUUCCUCAACGAAUAGAGGUAAUAUUGGGGAUGACCUCCAUGAAGUUCAACUUUGAGGUGUCCGGGCAAGAGAUUGUGGAUAUUCACUUUCACGUGGACAUAUGGGUAAUUCUAUUUGCACACCACACUUUAUUUUAGUACAACACCAUUUUAUACCGUUCGGAUAUCAACUUGUGAAUAAAAACCAAUUGUUUAAACAAAAAUUCCAUUCAACAGUUGGUAUCCGAGCAAUUGAUUUUUGUUCGGAAGUUGAUAUCUAAAUGGUAAAAAUGGUAUGCACUGAGAUUGAGAGUGGUGUGCAAAUAGAAUUACACUUGACAUAUUGCCAUGCGACGCCAAUUACAGAGAUUUUUGACCAUCGUUUGGCUGAAAUUAGGAAAUGAGUGAUGCUAUGUGUGGCCUCCGAUAAAGAUGUGUACCGUCCAACCAAUAUUUGGCCUAAAAAUUGAAGGUGCAGACAUCUUCAGCCAUUGGAGGAGCUUCUUGUUCUCUGAAAGAAGAUCAAGGAUUGGCAUAUUGUUGUACAGGUCAUUUGUUGAUUUAUUUGGGACAGAUUGCUUUGAUGACAGUAGAGGAGGGUCUGAAAAUGCAUUCUAUUCCAAUUGAACAGAAAAAGAAGAAAAGAAAAAAAAAAGUUUGCUAGUUCACAUUUUUUUCACUGUUCAUGUUGAUAAUCAAAUUUUGUUCGAUCACACAAUAAUAUCAGAAAUGAAAGGCCGAAUAGUUUUUGUUCUAACCUUUUUUUUUUUUUUCAGGAAAAGGGAACUCUCUGUCUCUGACAAUUUUCCCACUUUGUUAGUUUUUGUUGUUGGUUAUCCUAUUGAAGAUGUACAGGACAAAUUUGAAGAAAUUUCAGCAAUGUUAAUAUAACCAUUGUUUUUAUCCAGACUA